AAUCAUCUCAUGCCAAGUAAAGUGGGGCAAAUUGUCCAAUCUCCCGCGAUUCUCCUCUCCUCUCCUCUCCUCUCUCUCGAUUCUCCUCGCGCCGCCAUGCCGUUCUUCCUCUGCCUCCGGUCCAAGCAAAGACGAAGAGGAGACCCCAAGAUCCAGCCGCGCCUUCUUCUCACCCUCGAUCUGCUCCUCUUGGGCUCUUCGUUCGGAUGGAUGAAGCUCUCGUCGAUGGGCACGGCGACGGCGACGUUUAGAGGCGACGCUCAACUAUGCGUGGGAGAUGGCGUGGAAGAGCAGCUCGCGGAUGACGACUAUGAUGUUGCCUGGAUGUUUGACGAUGACGAGUCUCUCAAGCUCGUCGCCGGCCGUCGAAUCGUCUUCAAGCUAGCUUCACGCGCUGGUGAGUCCAAUCCAGCCCAGCCCCUCCCCCGUGAGAGUGCAGCUCUAUCGAGCCCGAGGUGACCCCAUGGCAAGGCAGGAGACACCGCACCUUGCCACUUUCUCAGUCCCAUGCCGAACAAGAGAAGGUGAGGACGACGAGCUAAGGUCAGCCACCUUUCAAUUCGCCCUGCGUGUUCGUGGUGGCCUGAUGAUGCCGGAUGUUGUGGCUGGGCUGGAGUACGCCCUCGAGACCAUUUGCUAGGGCGACACCAUGUUUCCCCAUCGCCAUCAUCCUCGCUGCAGGUGCGCUUCAUUGCAGGACCCCCUCCCUCCUCUCCCCCAGCUCACCUACGAUCUUCUUAUUUUGUGGUUCAAUAGAAUGGAACACUUGGAUCCAUGCCCGCCCGCCACCCACCAGCUGUAAUGCAGGGAGGUUAAGCCAUGAGCGUAGAGUUGCCAUUGCUAAAAAUGGUGGUGCUACUGAGCUGUAGUCGACACAGCGGAAGUGCCGUGUGCCAUGUCCAUUGGCUGAGCGGCUAGGUGGAGUUGCCGCUAUUGAAAAUGGUGGUGGUACCAUGAGGAAGCAGUGAACUUGCACUGCCUUAAAUGCACCAACGAUGGUGUUAUUCAAAGAUUUCUUAAGCUAGAAUAUCGAUAUUUAGUUUGGAUGAAAUAGUUAGGUCUAUCGCAAAAGGCAUGACUAUCUUGCCUAAAUAAAUGCUUUAUGCCCGUACCAUAUACUUUCUCCAGUCGAAAACUUCCCUUUAUUUUGUAGGAAACAAGAGAAAAAGCUAGUUCUGAUCUCAUGGUGUGCAUGUAGUAUUGUGGAACUCCCAUGCUCUAAAAAGGGCAACCAAAUUGUGCAGAUUAAUCUCUUGCUUGGAUGUUUCUGACGAACUAUGACCGCUUUAUAAUUUUGUUCCUGGUAUGGAUUGUUCAUUGCCAUUUUAUUAUUUUUCCUGAUAAUAUAUGGAUGUUCAUUGCAUAAUCCAUUUGCUUUUCAUCCGUGUUUUACUAUUUUUUUAUGGUCAUGUUCUAUUGUGUAUCUUUGUAAAGAAUCAGCAAAUUAUUUAUCUGCUUGUUGCUACACAAGGAUUAUGGUUUUGCUUCACAUGAAGGAGAAGAGAAAAAAAACGAAAGGUAUAAAUGAUCUGCCCAGUAGCCAUCAAGAUUUUAGCUAUCUUUUUUUUCUCAAACGGUCAUAUGAUAGUAUUUUUAGUGCUCUUUGUCAUUUAGUUUAAAUCUAUGCAGUAUUGCAGUUACAAAUACAUCUUUAGUUUAGGGGAAUCUUACCAGAUAAGAUAGUCUAAUCCUGGAGUGUCAGUAAAUUUACAUUUUCAGAUAGGACCAGUAAAAUGGAUAGCAUGGUUUAAGCUUGGCUCAUGUAUUGGUUGUGCUUUUCUUCUUCUCAUUUUUCGUGAAUGUUACUCACUGAUUUACAGGGAUGGAAGAUUUGUUGCUUGAUGUACGUAGCUAGCAAACAAUUGGAUCAGGUUUCAGGAAGUGUUCAUGUACGUUUCUUUGUCGUAUAUUCACUGGAACAUUGUUAUCAAACUGUGUCAUGGAGGUUCAUUAGUACACAUGUCCCAGUCAUUAAUUAUUCAGUAAAUGAGUGCUUAUGUCCUCAACUAUCGGGAGGAAUAGUUGUUGGAUAUCAAAACUUACAUUUUAACAAGCACUUCUUGCGUUAUUUGUUUGUUCUUGAUUUUUAUUUAAUCCAAAAGCCCUUGAUUUGAAGACAACUGCCACUGCACACUUAGGGAUGGCAGUAGCAAAACAUGUUUGAAGCAGGGGCAGGAAGAAGAAUUCAACAACUGAAUGAGCAUGAUCUUCUCUUAUUAGGAGGACAAGCCCUCAUCUGCUAACAAGUGACUCGUCGUCUGAGGAAGAAGAGCAACCAGAGCAAUCGACAAUGUGCGAGUAUGUCUGCUUCAUGCUUUACAGGGAGCCGGAUGGCUGUCCUAAAUAGAGGGUCGAUGUUGUGAACAUAUUCGCAGGAGGCGCCAUGGCGCAGGCCUUUGCACGAGGUGAAGUUGGGAACAUCUUCAUAUCCUGAUCAUCUGAAAAUCUUUUCUGCUUGCUAUAGUACUCUGUUUCAUGAUGCACUAUUAAAUUUAUUCUAACUUUUAUAAAUAUUAGGUGGCUGGUUAAUUUAUCCACCCAUUAGGUUUCUCACUUUUUCUUCUCAAUUUUAUAAAUGUCCGGUGCUUGAAGAAUCACAUUAUUUUCACUAUAUUAGUAUAUGAGGAUUGAGUUUGUUUCUUAUUUAUUUUGAAAGUGAGUAUCAGUUUUGAUUAGUCAUUAUAUUUGACCCUUUGAUAGUGAGUUGAUAGAAAAAUUUCUCAUUUCAAAAUCCCUCGCUUCAUCCCCUCCUCUUCGAAGAUCUAUUCGUUUUGUGAAUUUUUUGUUUCAGGUUCUGAAGAGGAGGUUUCUGCACCCUGGUUCAUGUCUUUAGUGGGAAAAUUAAUGUGAUGCCUGGCUGAUUGGUGGUGAAUCAGAUCUAGCACAGAAUCACAUGUUACAUCAUUACCAUUAUGAGUAUGGUUUAAGUAUCUUUGGUUGAAUUCGUGGAUUGUCUCUUCUGCAGUUUGUGGAUUGUUAUCCUUCAUUAAGGUGUUUUGAUUGACUAAAUAGAAGCGGAUCAAGAACCUUUGUCCUUGGUCCUCUAAUGCCACCCUUUGUAUGAUAUUUUUGUCAUCUAGAUUUGAUUAUGUUCAUAUUGAUAGUAAUUCCUCUUGUGUUUUUCUUAGUAAUUGCACGGAGAUCCCUUUUGUGAUUGCUUAGUAAUUGCUCGUGUGUUUUUUCUUCUCAGUACUUCUCGUUGUCCUUCACCGGAAUACCAGUUAAAAACAUGCCUAUCAAAUCUCCAGUUAGAAAUAUCAGGCCCGUGUGAUAAAAGGAGCCGUUAACAACCAACUGGAUGAAUAACUGCUCGUGCUACAUACGCGUGUGUUGAACGAUUUUCCUAGCCGUUUUGUUGGAGGGUGCUAACACACAUGCUAAUCAAAGCAUUAAUCAAGGUCAUGUACGUAUUAUACCUACCGCAAACGCGCACAGUACCGCCAAAAGUGCUGGGUACCUACCUGGCACCGCAAAAGAAGGCCUCAGGAGGCGCGCCAAUGGCGCGCCCCAACCCCUAGUAUAGAGAUAAUAAGAGUCUAAAAUUAGUGCAGCGAGACAGCAAAGGUGAAAAAUGAAACGGCCUCGCCAUCAGAAGUUGAAAACGAGAUCCCGACGGAAAGAAUGGUCAGAUCUCGUGGCCACGCCACGCAACAUGCAGAGCCACCGCCCCGCCCCCGAAGACCACGUCCGAGAAGAAAGCAGAAGCGCACGAGCCCAACCAACCACCAGGGCGCGCGCGGCGGCGACGAGGACAACCGCCUCGCCUGCGAGACGCUCGGCAUUCAUGUCCGUCCCCUCCGACUCCGGCCAGGAGACACCGCGCUCGGCGACCGAGGGCGGUCGGGCGCGCCUCCAGGACGACCAGCUGGGGCAGCUCCGGGAGCUCUUCCUCCGCUUCGACCUCGACGGCGACGGCAGUCUCACCAAGCUCGAGAUAGCCGCGCUGCUCCGCUCGCUCGGUCUCCGCCCCGCCGAGGGGGACGAGAUCCACACACUCAUCGCCUCCAUGGACGCCGACGGCAACGGCACCGUGGAGUUCGACGAGCUAACCUCUUCCCUCUCGCAGCUGCUCCUCGGGCCCGGCCGCUCCUCCGUCGCCGUUGACCACGAGCAGCUAGCCGAGGCCUUCCGCGCCUUCGACCGUGACGGCAACGGAUACAUCUCCGCCGCCGAGCUCGCGCGCUCCAUGGCGCAAAUGGGGCACCCCAUCUGCUACGCGGAGCUCAACGACAUGAUGCGCGAGGCCGACACUGACGGCGACGGCUCCAUCAGCUUUGAGGAGUUCACCGCCAUCAUGGCCAAGUCCGCCGUCGAAUUUCUCGGCCUCGCCGCGUUGUGAGCGAGGAUGAAGGGAUUCCUCCGCUCCCUCCGGUUAGAGCCUCGUGGGCUUGUCCUCUGUUUGUAAAUUAGUCCAUUCGCCUUUCUUUUUAUCAUUUCUGCAAAUAUAAGACUCCCUGGAUAAAGAAAUAUAAAAACGUUUAGAUCACUACUUUAGUUAUCUAAAUGCUCGUAUAUUUGUUUACAGAGGGAGUACAUACAAAUUUGAACCGUGUUAUAUUGAAUGUGUCAAUGUAAAUAGAUCUAAUGUUGAUAUAGUGAAUGUUUGAUUUGGAA
Molecule: messenger RNA, 4614 nt
Organism: Triticum aestivum (bread wheat)
Lineage: Eukaryota; Viridiplantae; Streptophyta; Magnoliopsida; Poales; Poaceae
Product: probable calcium-binding protein CML14
Exons: 4
Coding region: 3572-4339 (255 amino acids)
Molecular function (GO): calcium ion binding
Source: RefSeq, a predicted model, not a curated record